Ricinus communis (castor bean) is the source of this 2210-nucleotide messenger RNA. Its product is annotated as apyrase 2. Gene Ontology annotation, molecular function: nucleoside diphosphate phosphatase activity. NCBI's taxonomy places the organism in Eukaryota, Viridiplantae, Streptophyta, Magnoliopsida, Malpighiales, Euphorbiaceae. The record is from RefSeq and is a predicted model, not a curated record. Bases 486 to 1895 code for a protein of 469 amino acids. The transcript has 9 exons. Gene Ontology annotation, cellular component: membrane. Gene Ontology annotation, biological process: nucleoside diphosphate catabolic process.
UUCCGCACUCCAUCCGUCUCUCUCUGUACACACAAGAAAUAACUGACACUUGAAAACACACACACACAACUCCUACAAAAGCGAAACACACCCCCAAUUGCCACUCAAAACGACAUUGUCAUUUCAAUUCCUCUCUUUCUCUUUCUCUCUCUAUCACACACCACGCACCAUCCAUCCCUUUUAUGCAUUCCUCCAUUCCCCUCUUUCCUUCAUUUUAAUUCCCAUUCCAAUUCCCUCUCUCUACAAUAUAUACUAAUUAGUAGUUAAUAAAUAAACAAGGAGAGCUGGAUCCAUCACAGGAGCCAGCGCAUUCCUUGAAGGCAGCAGCAACCGCCGCUACCACCACUGCCGUUACUUCUAACGGCCAGAUCCGCUACCGUACCCCUUCCUCCGCUGAACUUCUGGAAACAGCCUCUUCCUCCUCCUCCUCCUCCUCCACCACUGCCGCCUCCACCGUCAUCGCCACUUCCCCUACUCACGACGCCAUGAAACGUCCGAUGGUGCCACGCCACGAGUCUUUGUCCGAUAAGAUCCAUAGAAACCGGAGCAUUUUAUUAGUGGUAUCCAUACCGAUGGUGCUGUUAUUGUUUGUUUUAUUUGUAAUGCCUAGUAGAUCUCCCUCCGCUGUUGUAGAAGAAUAUGAUUUUAGAAAUAGAAAAGUGCCUCCUAAUUUGAGAGAUGCUAAAAUGUACGCCGUUAUUUUUGAUGCUGGAAGUUCCGGUAGUAGAGUUCAUGUUUAUUGUUUCGAUCGCAAUAUGGAUCUCGUUCCUAUUGGUAAAGAUCUCGAGCUUUUUGUUCAGAUUAAACCAGGAUUGAGUGCAUAUGCAAGUGAUCCACAAGCUGCAGCGAACUCUCUUCUUUCUUUGCUUGAUAAGGCGGAGAGUGUUGUGCCUAAAGAGCAGCGGUCGAAGACACCUGUUAGAGUUGGGGCUACUGCUGGUUUGAGGGCAUUGGGAGCUGAUGCAUCUGAUAGAAUUUUGGAUGCAGUUAGGGAUCUUUUGAGAGAUAGGAGUACCCUGAAAUCUGAGGCUGAUGGAGUUACUGUUCUGGAUGGUUCUCAAGAAGGUUCUUAUGAAUGGGUGACAAUAAAUUACCUGUUAGGGAAAUUGGGAAAGUCAUAUGCUGAUACAGUUGGAGUUGUUGAUCUUGGUGGUGGAUCGGUUCAAAUGGCAUAUGCUAUCUCUAAGUCAGAUGCUGCGAAGGCUCCAAGGGUCUUAGAUGGAGAGGAUACAUACGUGAAAGAAAUGCGUCUGAUGGUGACUGACUAUUACCUCUAUGUUCACAGUUACCUUCACUAUGGCUUAUUAGCAGCUCGAGCAGAAAUUUUGAAGGUCUCUGAAGAAUCUGACAAUGCAUGCGUCUUGAAUGGUUAUGAUGGGGCUUACAAAUAUGGCGGAGUGGAGUAUAAAGCAUCAGCUUCUCCUUCUGGUGCAAGCUUGGAAGGAUGCAGAAGUCUUGCUUUGAAGGCUCUCAAAGUUAAUGAAUCAACAUGCACCCACAUGAAAUGCACAUUUGGUGGAAUAUGGAAUGGUGGAGGUGGGGAUGGACAAAAGAAUUUGUUUGUUGCUUCAUUUUUCUUUGACAGGGCUGCCGAGGCUGGCUUCAUAGAUCCUACUCAACCUGUUGCCAGAGUUCAUCCUGGGGAUUUUGAGGAGGCAGCUAAGCGUGCUUGUGAAACUAAACUAGAGAACGCGAAAUCCACUUAUCCACAUGUAGAGGAGGGUAACUUGCCCUAUUUGUGCAUGGAUUUAGUUUACCAGUACACAUUGCUUGUAGAUGGAUUUGGUCUUGAACCUUGGCAAGAAAUUACGUUGGUGAAGCAAAUCAAGUACCGCGAUUCCCUUGUUGAAGCAGCAUGGCCUCUAGGCAGUGCCAUCGAGGCUUUGUCAAUAUAAACAUGAUUGAGAUUACAUCUGUUUAAUCAUCAAGUGGAAAUUUAUGGCAUGUGGUUCCUCAGCAUCGGCGGGUUUUAGGAGAUUGAAAGAGUUUAUAAUGGUGUCAGAAGUUAGCAGCAAGUUGAAAUGGCAAUCGGGUUUUGGCCUACAUCACGGGAAUAAUGAGAAGAAACAGCACCAUUUAUCUUCAUUUGUAAUUACGUUAGAGUGUUCCUAAUGAUUUUUGAGAGAAUGAUUCCAUUCAAUUAGUUCAAUAUUCUUUGUUUGUUAAAACAAACAAAUUAUGAUACCAAUGCAUUAUUGUAGUUACAAGUC